AAAGGGCGACACUCUGUUUCUAUGACCAUUCAUCCAGGAAAAGACUCUUCGUUCUUCCAACUGUCCAUAACGUUGAUCUCCGACACGCGGAAUGUGAAUCGACCCAGCCCGAAGUCCGCGUCAGGCUUUUCGCUGACUGACAGUUGCGAAUGAUUGACAGAACAAACUGCGGGAGUGAAACCCAGUUCAUCCCGGGUUUCCAUUCACGGUCCGAGUUAGACAGAGUUUGAUGUCUCAAUAUAGACUUUUCGCCAAUGAUGUUCGGAUCAAAAUAUGUCUGUGUUUGUUUUAUAACCUGUUUAUUUGGAAUAGUUUGCGUAAUACCAGGUAAGGUGACCUCGGUGACAUUUGACCCGAGCGUCUCGGGUCACGAGAUGUGUCAGAUGCCACAGACUCUAAAGCUGAACGUAUCUGUACUCAAGUGGACAAUCACCCUGCACCUGCAGAAGACCAAGGGGGUGGACCUGAACGCACCCUUGUUCUGGAUCGCGAAGAGGAGUGGCCAAGAAUACACGAUCACCAAAGGGAGACAACCUAGAAUAAACAGUUUCUCGGAAUACCAAGAUAAUAUAUACGGCGCCUCCAUAGCUGUGAAGUGUUAUAGGUUGCAGAAAGGGGGCAGGAAACUAUUUCACCUGGAAGGCACACUGUACAUCGAAGGGAAGCAAUACCAUCUUCAACCAGUGACAGUUACAGAUGGCCCUCGACAAAACUCGCACCAAUCCACUAUCAGUAGAGAAUUUUUCUUCAAAGAAGAAUGGCAGUUAUCUCCCUUUAUCAACAAAUCAUCAAGGAUUAACAAUUUGAUAGGUCCUCAGCACGAACCCGGGUCUCGUGUCCGCCGAGCUGGUGACAGAGUUCCUGAAUACAACGUUGACGUGCUUGUCGUGGUCGAUUAUUUAGUCUUCCGUGAUUGGCUGUCUCGGACCGAGAAUGUGGAAACCACAUUUGUAAAAAUCAGAGAAUAUUUUGCUCACGUCAUGAAUGGAGUGAAUUUGAGGUAUAAAAGUGUUGUGAUUGACGGCUAUAGAAUCAACGUCCAUUUAGUCGGGUAUAUCGUUUCCCAGUCUCCAGACACUUCUCCGUGGACGGAGCUGAACAAAGAGGUUGUGAACGACAAACUUCAGCUGAGUGCCGACAAAGUCCUGGAGUCCCUCAAGGACUGGGUGAACAAGACUCAACUUCCUGCUCACGACCAUGUGAUGCUUUUCACAGGAUAUGAUCUGUUUGGUGAUGACGGGGGAUCCAAUUACACCACAGGUUUAGCUUUUAUUGGUACAAUGUGCCAGGGACGGGGACGGAGCGUGUCAGUGGUGGAGGACCACGGCGGGUUCCAGAGCGUGGGAACAGCGGCGCACGAACUCGGUCACAGUUUAGGAGCCGAACACGACGGGGACAACAACACGUGUACACCACGUGACCGCUACAUCAUGGCGGGAGCCUCCUUCAGCGCAAACGUGGCCAACCGCUACAACCCCUGGCACUUUUCACCCUGCUCCGUCCGCUACUUCACCAAGUACAUACACACUAUGCUCAACAGAACGGCAGAAGCUGCUUGUUUGAAAAAUAAGAUCGACCCAGUAGAAGUACCAGACGUAUCCAAUCAGAUGCCAGGACAGUUGCUGAAACCAGACGACCAGUGUAGACAGAUGUAUGGGAACCAGUCCUACAUGUGCAGGGGUAAGAGUUUCGGAGGUCAGACUGAUAUCUGCCGAGCGAUGUUCUGUCGAAAUCCUGCAACUUCCAACAAAUGUAUUCUUCACACAGCCGCACGGGGGACAACGUGUGCUGACAAAAAGUGGUGUAUUGACGGCAUGUGUGUGUACAACGUAAACGCACCUCCGAGAAAUGACCACUGUCUGUUCGGAGACCGGACUGGGGUAGUGAUGAAGAACAGGACCUGUCGACAGAUGGUGUCCGAGGCGGCGGGCUACUGCUACAUGGACGACUUCAGGACGCGGUGCUGCGACUCGUGUAGUACCAAGUUCACCGGAGUACCAGGCUGUGAGUUCGGGGAUCGAGUCCUUCAGUGCAGCGCUGCUUACUGCGGGCGCAAGUUCGACGACGGCAGUUUGUACGACGUCAACUGCUGUGGAAUAUGCAACUACAAGCCCAACGUGACAACGACGUCUACACCCAUCACUGAAGACACGCCGGUCACGCCAACGGCGUUGCCAGACGGCGAUGACUGCAUGGACUAUUCGCUCAUCGACAACAAACCGUGCAUACAAUACGUCAAUAACAUUGGACGGAGUGCGUGCUAUAACAAGGACAUACAAAAACGAUGUUGCAAAACCUGCGAAACUUUAAAGAUAAACUUGAACAACGACUGCCCGUGGGGAGAUCAGAAUCCAACACAGUGUAGAGGUCUUUCAGAUAGGAAGCUGUCUGCCUGUCCAGGGACGUUGAAGAGCAUGUGCUGUGCGUCUUGCGCCGAGAAGAACCAGCUAGCACAACCUCCUACUACAGAUAUCGAGCCAACGAAACCCAGGGGACACAACUCGGGAUCGGAUUCUUCUUUGUGCUUAUUUACCUUGAUAGCUUCUCUUUCGUUGAAUAUUUUAAGCAGCAUUCAGGAUAUAAAUAUAAUAAUCCCACCUAAUUUUGGAAGUGAAAAUAAUAGAAUAUUCAAUAUAUACUGACGUCAAAAAAACCCUUUACAUUCAUAAAAUUCAAGAAUAAUACAAGAAAUAUUGUUGGUAAUGGAAAAGAACCAAUUUAGAAACCACCGUACAAACAUUUUGCAUGUAUCACGAAGAGCACUGUGACGUUUAGAUGUUGGAACUUCAUCAUACUUUCAUAUCCCACCGUACCAUUUGUUGGUUUUCUAUAACAUAAUUUCAAGCCUUGUAAUGUAUCGUUUGGACGUCAGUAUAUGUUUCAAAUAUUGCUAUUUAUAUUUAUUAAAGAUUGGACCAAUCUACAACGUUACAAAGUAAUCCCAGUUAACGAUUUUAAAAAUGUUGUAAUCACUCCAGAAUUGAAACAUAAUCAAGAAAAUAUCAAAUUGAAGAAGAUUUGAACACCGCAAUUUGUUUUGACAUUUAUUAUAUAAAUGUUUGGAUACUGGUAUGAUAAGAAUAUAUAUAAUGUUUGAACAGAUUGACCACAAAUGUUUUAGAGGACGUGUUUUAAACAAAUGGACAUGUAUAAUGGUUUACUGGUUUUUGUCAAUGAGCAUUUGCAUGUAUCCUGCAGGCGCUUUGGGGUGUUAAUUGCCAUUGAACGUUUGCUAAUGACCAAAACAUAGUGGAGACCACAUUUCUAGAACAUGCAAAACCUUUGGACUAUAUUAUCGUUCCCUAUAUCAAUUAAAGGAACUAUGUGCUUCAAUGGGGAACAAGUAAUGGUUAUACAGUGACAACACACGCAGUCUUGAAGCUGAAGGAAUAUUACUACAGAAAGGAUAAAGUACUAAGACUAAUAUAACACUAGCUGUAUGCAGACCUUGUUAUGAUAUCGUUUGUUUGCCUUGUAACAUUGUUAAAACUGACCAACCCAAUCAUUCCUAAGCAUGACCAUAUACACUAUUUGAUUUUACGAGUGAUAAUUUUUGAUAUUUUGUUAUUUUAAAAUGUAUUUAAUUCUAAUGUUAAUAACAAACCACGUUG
This is a messenger RNA of Gigantopelta aegis, 3611 nucleotides long. Its product is annotated as zinc metalloproteinase-disintegrin-like MTP4. The record is from RefSeq and is a predicted model, not a curated record. Lineage: Eukaryota; Metazoa; Mollusca; Gastropoda; Neomphalida; Peltospiridae. Gene Ontology annotation, biological process: proteolysis. Bases 255 to 2642 code for a protein of 795 amino acids. Gene Ontology annotation, molecular function: zinc ion binding; metalloendopeptidase activity. The transcript is spliced from 18 exons.